This is a messenger RNA of Octopus bimaculoides (California two-spot octopus), 4047 nucleotides long. RefSeq lists its product as uncharacterized. Gene Ontology annotation, biological process: regulation of transcription by RNA polymerase II. Lineage: Eukaryota; Metazoa; Mollusca; Cephalopoda; Octopoda; Octopodidae. The record is from RefSeq and is a predicted model, not a curated record. Gene Ontology annotation, molecular function: DNA-binding transcription factor activity, RNA polymerase II-specific; RNA polymerase II cis-regulatory region sequence-specific DNA binding.
UCUAAUGCUGUCAUAUUAUGGAUAGGUGACAGGAUGUGGUUGGUGAGGGAGCUGGAUGAAUGUCUGUCUGUUUGGCACAGUAAUCAGUACUAAAAAUAAAAUAUUGGUUUCAAAUCUGGCACAAGGCCAGCAAUUUCAACCUCAGUACUGUUGGUACAUAUUUUAUUGACCCCAAAAGGAUGAAAGGAAAAGUCGACUUCAACAGAAUUUGAACUCAGAACAUAAAGGAUGAAAAGAUGGACAAAGAAGUUAUGAGGGGUUGUAUGGUGUGCUUAAAACAAAAUUCUCUUCAAAACUACUUAAAAAUGUCUGAAUAAUGUGUUGUUUUUUUUUUAAGGCAUCCAAGCUGUUCUAUGUGGAGGCAUAGAAGUCGAACACGGCUUAAAAUAUGAGGAUUGAAAUGCAAAGAGAUGGAAAAAAAUCAGAAUACAGAAAUCUUCAAAGUCUGAAAGCUCAGAAUAACAAAUUCUGAAAUGCUUUAAGACAAAAAAAAUAUUAUUAUUAUUAUUUCUACUCUAAGCACAAAGCCUUGAAAAUCUUUUGGGGAAAGGGGCUGGUCGAUUACAUCGACCUCAGUGCAUAACUGGUAUUUAUUUCAUCGACCCCCCAAAAGGAUAAACGGUUGAGUUGACCUCAGCAGAAAAAGUAGUUUUAAAAUAUGGUAUAUUAGUAUUUGGUCAGUUGUCCUCCUUAAUAUAAUUGUUUCUUCAGUUAUCCGUUAGGGACAAAGUUGUUAUUAAUAGGGCUAAUAAUGGUGGUGAGUGGAGGCGCAAUGGUCCAGUGGUUAGGACAGCGGACUCGCGGUUUCGAUUCCCAGACCGGGCGUUGUGAGUCUUUAUUGAGCGAAAACACCUAAAGCUCCACGAGGCUCCGGCAGGAGAGGGGUGGCGAACCCUGCUGUACUCUUCCACCACAACUUUCUCUCGCUCUUACUUCCUUUUUUCUGUUGUGCCUGUAAUUCAAAGGGUCAGCCUUGUGUCACGCUGAAUCUCCCCGAGAACUACGUUAAGGGUACACGUGUCUGUGGAGUGCUCAGCCACUUGCACGUUAAUUUCACGAGCAAGGCUGUUCCGUUGAUCGGAUCAACUGGAACCCUCGACGUCGCAAGCGACGGAGUGCCUACAACAAUGGUGAUGAGGGUAGAUUAGUUACCAUCGAUCUCUGUUUUUGACUGGAUGUUUAUUUUAUUGAUUCCGAAGCAACGAAAGAUAAAAUUGACAUCGACGGAAUUUGAGGUCAGAACGAAAGAAACACUGCUUGGACUAAAUAAUUACUAUUAAUUUUGGUACACUACAACAAUUUCGUUUCGGUAUAGUAUUUCCCAUUUUUAUAAGUUCUUGUCAGGGAACCUGUUUUUCAGCAAUACUUCCAGUAGUAGUUUUUCUUUGACCUCUUGUCUGAAAUUAGCGACUUUUCUGAGUGAAUUUCUACAUUUGUAUCAAAGCUGUAGGGAAAAGGAAGAUAAGAAAUCAGAUUAGAUUAUUAUAAAAUGACAUCUGCAUCACAGAAUUUUUAUAUAAACUGCAUCAUUCGUAUCGAACAUCUUUUAACUGAACAACGAUGUUAUACAUAACACAUGUAACACUGUUUCUAUGAAUACAUACUGAAUUACAGCAAAAUAUUUCUUCUGAACUGAACAAAGUUAUCGCAUCAUUGAAAUCUCAAUGCUUUGAGAUAAUGAAUGAUUAAUUCAAAACAAUAUGAAUAAAUAAGCAUUACAUUUGACAAAGGAAUCUGAACGCUAAUGGGUUAAACUGGCCGUAUUUCAAUAAAAUAUCUACAUAUUCUUUAUUCAAACCUGCCAGAUCCCAGCCCUCACACCCAUCCUACAAUGUCAUUCUAGAUAUAAACAAUACAUCGUUGGAAUCUUAAAUCUGUAAUUUAAUGAAUCAUUAAUUCACUAGAAUUUGAAUAAAUAAGUAUUACAUUUGACAGAGGAAAGCUGAGUGUUAAAGAGUUAAAGCGAUUAACAAGGAAGUUUGCAGCAUCUUCAGAUAUUAACAAAGAUUAUUAUUGAUGGAGAUAUAUCAGUAGAAAUAUUUAAGAGCAAUAUACUAGAAGAAGGAAAACAUUUGUGUACUGUGACAAGAGAAAGGAAGAUUAUGGAAAAUGAAUUAUAUUGGAGUAAAGAUGAAUAUAAAAAAAGAGUCUGAAGAAAUUGAUUUUCCUGAUGAGGAAAAGAAUGAAAAGGGCAAAACAUCAUAUGAUUGUGUUACCUGUGGUAAGUCAUUCUCUCGGCAAGCUAAGUUAGUCAUUCACCAACGUACUCAUACAGGAGAAAAACCAUAUCACUGUGAUAUCUGUGGCAAAUCUUGGGCUCAGAAAGGUAACUUGAUUACUCACCAACGUAUUCAUACAGGAGAGAAGACAUUUCGCUCUGAUAUCUGUGGUAAGCCAUUGUCACAAGAUAGUAAUUUAAUAGGACACAAGCAGAUUCAUGCAAGAGGAAAAUAUUUACACUGUGACAUCUGUGGUAAAUCAUUCUCGCGGAAAGAUAACUUAGACAUCCACCAACGUGUUCAUACAGGAGAGAAGCCAUAUCACUGUGAUAUCUGUGGUAAAUCGUUCGCUCAGAAAGGUAACUUGACUGCUCACCGACGUUUUCAUACAGGAGAGAAACCAUAUCAUUGUGAUAUCUGUGGUAAACUAUUGUCAAAUCGUAGUACGUUAACAAGACACAAACAGAUUCACACAAAAGGAAAAUAUUUGCACUGUGAUGUCUGUGGUAAAUCAUUUUUUGAUACUCAUCAUUUAACUACUCACAAACGCAUUCAUACAGAAGAAAAACCAUAUCGCUGUGAUAUCUGUGGUAAAUCAUUCUAUGAAAAUAGCUACUUAACUAGACACAUACGUAUUCACACAGGUGAAAAGCCAUAUCAUUGCGGUAUCUGUGGUAAAUCAUUUUCUCAUGGACCCAGCUUAACUGUUCACAAAUACAUUCAUUCAGGUGAGAAGCCAUAUCACUGUGAAAUCUGUGGUAAAUCUUUCUCUCGAAAUGAUCAUUUAACUGCUCACAAGCACAUUCAUACAGGAGAGAAGCCAUAUCACUGCGAAAUCUGUGGUAAAUUCUUCACUCGAAAUGAUUACUUAACUAGUCACAAACGUACUCACACAGGUGAGAAGGCAUAUCAUUGUGAUAUCUGUGACAAAUCAUUUUCUCAGAGAAGCAGCUUAACUACUCACAAGAACAUUCAUGGAAGAGACAAACCAAAUCAGUGAUCUAUCAUCAUUGUUUUCCAUGUCCACAUUUGCCAUUCUCUCAUGGGUCAGAUGUAAUUUUUUGAAGUGAAUUUUCUCUCUCCAGAUGGCCAUCUUGUUGCCAACUUUCACCUGUUUCAAACUAAGAUAUUUCCCUAUGACCAGGCAUGUUUUUGUGGCACAUUGGAAAUGGACAUAUCAAAACACUAAGAGAAACAAAAUUACACACCCCAUCUGAUAAUACUAUCUAUAUUUCGACACACAAACCUGGAAACAAUGAGGUAUAACACCAUUAUUCAAAAUUUACCUAUACUCUUUUGAGCUUCUAAGGUGAACCACAUUCUACAGGGUAUCCACAAGGUCUGGGUACAUGGAGUAAAUAAAGUCAUAUUUGAAUAGGAAUUUCAGUACAAAUAUCAUUAGUGCAUUUGUGAAAACGUGAUUUCAUUACGUAAAUAAUUGAGUUACCGUACAGUAAUACCUCAAUUGACUAGGACCUGCUUUAGGAGAUCCCAGGUUUACAAGGUUUAUUUUUCUAGCACAAGAUCCAAAUUUUUGAGCGAAGUGCAAAAGGUUCUACUACCAUUAAUGCUUCUGCAUGUUACUAAGAAAUUUAUAAAUAACAAAAAAAAAGGCUUCUAAAGAAAGAACUCUACAUUCGUUUUUUAGAAAGAAAUCUACAGGUCCAUCUAUGAGUGCUUGUGAAUCGUUAAUUGCAUCUACUAGUGAUAGUAUGUGAGAGUCUAGUGUGAGUGAAAGUGAUUCAGAAAACAAUUAUAAUAUAUUUUGUCUAUUCUAAAUGAUCUGGACAUUCUUUUUACUUUAAAUAAAAUAUUCUUUACAUUCUUC